GGUGGCGGCUGGAAGAUGGAGGCGGCGGCGCUGGGCGCGGGGCUGGGGCUGCUCCUCGCGCUGCUGCUGCUGGCGGCCGCCCUGCGCCGCGCCGCCCCGCGGGGAUCGCCCGCCGCCCCGCCGCGGGAUGAGGGCGCCGGGGCGAACGGCCCCUCCGCCGCCAAGCCCGAGGGCCCCCGGAGGACGAAGCCGCCGGCUCGGGCGCGCAAGGAGAAGCCUCGGCAGCACAGCUUCUCGCACCGCCUGCUGGCCGCCGCCCUCAAGGGCCACAGCGGUUCCGUGAGCUGCCUGCACUUCAGCGGCGGCGGCAAGUACCUGGCGUCCUGCGCCGACGAUCGCACCGUGCGGCUCUGGAGCACCCGCGACUUCACGGCGCGCGAGCACCGCUGCCUGCGGGCCAACGUGGAGCUGGACCACGCCGAGCUCGUCCGCUUCAGCCCCGACUGCAGGGCGUUCAUUGUCUGGCUGGCAAAUGGAGAGACAAUUCGUGUCUAUAAAAUGACGAAGAAGGACGACGGGAACUUCACCUUCACUGCAUCUUCUGAAGACUUCCCAAAGAAACACAAAGCUCCUGUCAUUAACAUAGGAGUUGCAGAAACAGGAAAGUUUAUCAUGACAGCUUCCAGUGACACUACCAUUCUGAUCUGGAACCCGAAGGGUGAAGUUCUUGCCAGCGUUAACACUAACCAGAUGAACAAUGCCUAUGCUGCUGUGUCACCCUGUGGGAGGUUUGUGGCAUCAUGUGGCUUUACUCCUGAUGUAAAGGUUUGGGAAGUGUGUUUUGGCAAGAGCGGAGACUUCCGGGAAGUGACCAGGGCUUUUGAGCUGAAAGGCCACACUGCUGGUGUAUAUUCCUUCUCCUUCUCUAAUGACUCGAGGCGGAUGGCAACCGUUUCCAAGGACGGGACGUGGAAAUUCUGGGACACGGACGUGGAAUACAAGAAGCAGCAGGACCCGUACCUGCUGCUGACGGGGCGGUGCGAGGUGUCUGAGCCGUGCCGCAUCGCGCUGUCCCCCGACGCUCACAUUGCGGCCAUCUCGUGCGGCACGAAUAUCGCCGUGUACAACACGCGCCGAGGGGAGGAGGAGGAGCGCUUUGUCGGCGUUCACGGACAGCACGUCGCAGACUUGGCUUUUGACACCACCGGCCGCUUCUUGGUGUCCUGCGGCGACCGGGCCAUCCGUGUGUUCCACAACACCCCCGGCUACCGCGCCGUGGUGGAGGAGAUGGAGGCCAUGCUGAGAAAAACCACCACCAAAGCCACCCGGGAGCGGCUGGAGCAGCAGAUCGCCAGUGCCAGGAAAGCGCUGGCUGCCAUCUGCGGCAGGAAGCAAUAGCAGCCGCGUGCUGUAAAACAACGGACAGAUUGCAAUAAAAGAGCGCUCCACGGC
Molecule: messenger RNA, 1392 nt
Organism: Phasianus colchicus (ring-necked pheasant)
Lineage: Eukaryota; Metazoa; Chordata; Aves; Galliformes; Phasianidae
Gene: TBL2
Product: transducin beta like 2
Biological process (GO): endoplasmic reticulum unfolded protein response
Cellular component (GO): endoplasmic reticulum
Molecular function (GO): protein binding
Source: RefSeq, a predicted model, not a curated record